Penicillium oxalicum is the source of this 930-nucleotide messenger RNA. RefSeq names its product WW domain-containing protein. The record is from RefSeq and is a predicted model, not a curated record. The coding region runs from base 1 to 930 and encodes 309 amino acids. The transcript has 2 exons. Gene Ontology annotation, molecular function: protein binding. Lineage: Eukaryota; Fungi; Ascomycota; Eurotiomycetes; Eurotiales; Aspergillaceae.
AUGUCUUCUUUCGCCCCGCCUCCCGGGCCUCCCCCUCCGACUGUUCCGGAGGGGUGGAAGGCUCAAUAUGACGAGCGCUACCAGACCUGGUUCUACAUUGACACCGCGACUGGAAAAUCACAAUGGGAACGCCCCGAAGGACCCCCCGCUCCAUCCGGUCCUCCAUCUGGCCCCCCACCUCAAGAUCACCACCAACAUCCCUCACCCACCAUCUCCGGCGACCAUAAGCAAGCAAUGGCCUCGAAUAACCCCUACAACCCGGCCAAUCAGUCCAACAACACCCUCGACGAAGAUGCCCGAUUGGCCGCUAAACUCCAAGCCGAAGAAGAUUCCCGCGCGCGCAGCAGCAGCGCAGCCGGCGACCGCGGCACCGCAUCCGACUACUAUGCCGGUACAGGUGCGGGUGACUCGUCGCAGGGGCAGGUCCCUCCCGGUUAUGGUGGAGCAGGCCAAGGUUCCUCGCAGUCCCAAAGUCCCAUGCCUGAGCAAAAACGCAGCAAGGGUGGAUUUUUAAGCAAACUCCUCGGCAAGGCCUCGGGAUCAGGAUCGUCGUCCUCGUCACGUCCCCCCUUUGGCCAGCAAUACCCAUCGCAGCAGUACGGUGGAUAUCCCCAGCAGGGACCGCCUCAGGGACCCGGUGGUGGCCACUACGGGGGAGGGUAUCCGCCCCAACAGCCCGGAUACGGGGGGUACCCCCCACAAAUGGGGUACGGAGGUGGUUAUCCGCCGCAGGCUGGUGGUGGAUAUUACCAGCAACAGCCCCCGCGAAGAGGAGGUGGUGGUAUGGGCACCGCGGGCGCGGCAGCAUUAGGUGUGGGUGGAGGAUUGUUGGGAGGCAUGUUGAUUGCAGAUGCGAUUGACGAUCACGAUGAUUAUGGGGGUGGAGGUGACUAUGGUGGUGGGGAUGACUUUGGUGGAGGUGAUUUCUAA